CGGACAGCUCCAUGGCAGGCCAUUUCAAGGAAGCUUUAAAGCCCAAGGGACUCAAUGGUUCAACUGGAGGUUCAACUGGAUGUUCGAAUCACCAAGACGAAUGGCCACCGGCACCCGCACACUUCUCACUGGAGGAUCCCCAAGUAGCAGGCUUUCAUAGGCCAACGAGAUUCGAGGGUGAUAUAGGCAAUCUCGAAGUUUUUGGGGAAAUCCCAAAGGGAAUCAAUGGCACAUUCUACCGGGUGAUGCCUGAGCCUCAAUUUCCCUCCUUCACUGGAAAUGAUGUGUGGUUUAACGGCGACGGUAACAUCAGCGCAUUUCGCAUCUCUAACGGCCACGUUGAUUUUAAGCAACGCUAUGUUCGGACCGAGAAGUUUGUACGAGAAGCAAAGGCAAGGAGAGCUCUUCUAGGAAAGUAUAGAAACAGAUAUACAGAUUUGGUCGACUUCAAAGUCCGGUCGACGGCUAAUACCAACAUUGUAUUUUGGAACGGUAAACUCCUAGCGCUCAAGGAAGACUCACCUCCCUAUGCAAUGGAUCCCGAUACCCUCGAGACCCUCGGUCUGUAUGACUUUGACGGGCAAUUGCCUUGUCUAACUUUCACGGCCCAUCCGAAGUUUGACCCAGUCAGUCGUGAGAUGGUGUGCUUUGGCUAUGAGGCUCAGGGGGACGCAACGAACGACAUCUGUUACUAUACCUUCGACAAGGAUGGGAAAUUGGGAGAGCUAGUGUGGCUCGUCUCUCCCAUUUGUGGCAUGAUCCAUGACUUCGCCGUCACGGAAAACUACGUCCUCUUUCCCAUUAUUUCCCUCACAUGCGACCUGGAACGCCUCAAGAAUGGUGGAGAGCACUGGCAAUGGGACUACAGUAUCCCCAUGUACAUUGGAGUCCUGCCUCGGAGACAAGCCAAGGGAAGUGAUGUCAAGUGGUUUCGUGCACCUCCUGGUUUCGCCGGACACACAGCCAACGCGUUCGAAGAGCACGGUAAGAUUCACCUUCACAUGACAUAUGCACCCGACAAUGUCUUCUUCUGGUGGCCAGACAAGAACGGGAAGGGCCCGAGGCCUGGGGAGACCGAAUCGCUCCUAUGCAAGUUUGAGAUUGACUACAGGAGCGACAACCUGGAGCUCGGCAUGCCCGAGUAUUUCAUCAAGGAGGAAGAAACCGAAUUCCCCAGAAUCGACGAUCGCUUAGCCAUGGCUCGCCAUUCGCGAAUCUUUGUUUGCGUCAUGGAUAAGACGGCCGGCACGGAUUUUCCGUUUAUCCUUCCUCGUAUGGGAGCUGGGUAUCCGUUGUUCAACGGCCUUGCUUCCUUCGAUGUCGAUACUAAAGAGUACAAAAAGUAUUUCGCGGGUCCUCGGAAGUUCUGUCAAGAAUGCGUCUUCGUGCCGCGUAGUCCCAACGCUCUCGAGGGAGACGGCUACCUGAUUGCACUGCUGAACAACUAUGACGAAAUGUGCAGUGAAAUGGUAAUUAUGGAUACAAGAACAAUGGCCCAGAUUGCUCUGAUAAAGUUGCCUGUUCGUCUCCGGGCGGGACUCCAUGGAAACUGGGUGGAUAGCAGCGAUAUUGAUGGCCAUCCACAGGCAAUUCCAGUAGCAGAAUGAAGGAUGUGUAAACGAAACGAUGUGGACUGAUGCUGGCAGACGGGCAAUUUUUCGUCGCGGCGUCGAGAAAAAGCCCAACUAGCCUUAUCCGUACAGGAACUCAAAGUUGGAGCUGAAGAGGCCUUCAAACAGAUUGAGGUCUGUGUCUGUAACACCCGGCCCAUGGCCUAGAGUGAAAGAGCCGGAAUCCUUCGGAGGUAG
Messenger RNA from Exophiala oligosperma, 1808 nucleotides. RefSeq lists its product as uncharacterized. Gene Ontology annotation, molecular function: carotenoid dioxygenase activity. The record is from RefSeq and is a predicted model, not a curated record. The transcript has 6 exons. NCBI's taxonomy places the organism in Eukaryota, Fungi, Ascomycota, Eurotiomycetes, Chaetothyriales, Herpotrichiellaceae. Gene Ontology annotation, biological process: carotene catabolic process. Bases 12 to 1607 code for a protein of 531 amino acids.